AUUCCACAUUUCUUGUUUGGUUUUGUUUGAGUGUGUCUUAAAGAAGGUGUAGCAUUCAUCUUGGCCACAACAACAUCUUUUGGAGGAGCACUGAGAAUUGAGAACUUAACAAGGCCAGCAUGAAGAUCACGCUUGCUGUGUUAUUUUUGGCUGGGCUAACAAUUUAUUGUAAAUGUGCGGCGGUAUUAUCUUUACCACCAUCACUUAUCGCUCAUGCGGCAUCCUUGGACGAGAGUCUAAAAACUCAAAAACCUUCUUUGGCCAAAAACAAUGAGAUCCAGCUACAAUUGCAGGGCAAUGAAGAUGAAGCAACGAAUGAGGCAGCGUUGGCAGCAGAUUUAUAUACAAAUUUCAAGAAUUUGUGGCAUAACAAAGAGGAUCUAAGUUUAAAUUUAAAAAAACGUGAGCGUAAUACCUUUGAUGAUGCUAUCGUCGAUGUGGCAGCAAGGCAACAACAACAACAGCAGCAGCAACCCAUGGCAACAAUUAAGCAAAAUAACAAAAAUCAAAAUGGCCUCAAGCCACACGACAACGACAAUGUUGGCCAUAAUAACAACAACAACAAUCAUAAUAAUAAUAAUCAUAAAAAUGAAAAUAACAUUUUGAAAUCAUCUUUGCCGUUGUGGUUGUCUAGCGCCGCCGCAAAUAUGAAUGAAGCCACAAAUUUGAAUACUCCACCACAAUUGAAAUUUCCCUCACCGAAGGUUAACUCUGCCGAAGAAUACGACGACACCAAUGACUGGUUGUCCCCCAGCUCCGAAAUGAUUGACGAUAUUUUUGUCUCGCCACCUCAUGUUAAAAUACAAGAACCGACAGUACAUCUUAAACGUAGAGACUUAGAAAAUAUGCCAGCCGCAACAGAAGACUCAGCAAUUUUGAAUAGACUUUUAAGGCCUUCGAAAUAUUGGUCCAGACAGUGUCCACUGGAAAAUGAUAAUAAUUGCCUGCAGGAAUAUUAUGGUGCUCUUAUUGCUGACAGAAAUAAUGUUCUAUUGAAACAAUUGCAAUACCGGCAAAAUCAUCCAUUUAGUGCUGUUGCUGGAUCUUCUCAAAAUCACAAUAACAAAAUAAAUGAUGACGAUGAUAUUCUUUUACUUUUGACAGCGGAACAGAAUUUAAUACGAUUUUUAAGUUGGGCUUUGAGGGAACUCUAUCCAUAUGGUAAGUUUACAAAUGUAACAGCUAAUGGAGCGGACUCUUAUGACCCGGGUACGUAUAUGUGGAAGAAAUUAAAUCUAUCUGGUCGCCUAGAACCUCCACUGCUAGUUGACGAGCCCCGGUAUGUGAUAGUGCGGCGAGAAUAUGAUCAGAGUGAUGAGGAUGAGAAUGAUUACAAAAGAGGUUUAAAUUAUGGCGGAGAUCCAUUUAUACCGCCUAGAGGACGUAAACAUAAUUUACCCGAUCUAGAUUCAUUAUUGCAGCGUUAUGAGACAUUUGUGCCGAAUCGUGGCCGACGUGAUAAAAUCAAAGAUAUUUUUAAAUAUGAUGAUCUCUUCUAUCCAAAUCGUGGCAAACGACAAAUGACUGCUGCUGGCAAUGACAACGGCGUCAUAGAUGAAAGAAAUGAUGACGGCAAUGACAUCGAGGCUAUUGAUGAAGCAGAAAUCAAUGAACGACAUGAAAUGCAACAACAUCCUUUGCUGUCAAAUGAACUGACGGAAUAUAUAGAAAAUUUAAUGGCAAAAAUGAAGAGAAAAUUACAGCAACCAAAUCAACAACAACCAGAUGAUGACGAAAAACUUGCAAAUAGUUUUGAUGAAACGUCCAACAGAAAUGAGCCGACAACAAGAAUGUCAACCACAUUUCAACAAGCACCACCGGCAGCAGCAGUAGCUACAUCAGCCUCACCAUCAUUAUUGGAAAAACGUUUUAAAUCAAUGAUCAAUAUUUUACACAAUCGCAAACAACAGCAGCAACGACAUCAACAACAACAUUUACCAAAUCACUACAAUGCCAGACGUCAAUGGUGGAAAAGAUAUACAACUAAAGCUAACACAUCUUCGACACGACCAACAAAUAGCAAUGUUAGACCAAUGCAAACUCUACGAUCGCCUACAUUGGCUACAAAUAGAUUACAGACAACUUUAAGAUCAAUGUCACCUUUACAACAACUAACACAAUUAUAUCAACAAAAACAUCAGCAGCAGCAACCACAGCAACUAGUAGACCUUUCUCCACCUUAUAUUCAACCAGCCAGUAAAUUUAUGUGGCAGCAACAACAAAACUCAUUGAAAUCAUUAGCUCAACAAUUUGAUCCUUUGUCUUGGCAUAAAUUACAAUUGUUGCUACAACAACAGCCUCAAUAUCAUCAUGGCCAUCAUCAACCAUUAUUGACAAUGCGACAUCCACGUUUGACAGCCUUGCAACACUUGCCUGUAAUACAACAACAACAACAACUGCAACUGGCAACGCCUCAAGAGACACAAUUAACGUAUUCAAACGAUCAACUAGAUAAUAGUAUAACUAAUGAUCUUGAUAAUUUCUAUAAUAAGGAUUUGGAUUAAACUAA
Messenger RNA from Calliphora vicina (urban bluebottle blowfly), 2509 nucleotides. RefSeq names its product natalisin (gene natalisin). NCBI's taxonomy places the organism in Eukaryota, Metazoa, Arthropoda, Insecta, Diptera, Calliphoridae. The transcript is spliced from 3 exons. The record is from RefSeq and is a predicted model, not a curated record. The coding region runs from base 120 to 2504 and encodes 794 amino acids.